Podarcis raffonei (Aeolian wall lizard) is the source of this 2410-nucleotide messenger RNA. RefSeq names its product glucose-6-phosphatase catalytic subunit 2 (gene G6PC2). Gene Ontology annotation, molecular function: glucose-6-phosphatase activity. The record is from RefSeq and is a predicted model, not a curated record. Gene Ontology annotation, cellular component: membrane. The transcript has 5 exons. Lineage: Eukaryota; Metazoa; Chordata; Lepidosauria; Squamata; Lacertidae. Bases 49 to 1116 code for a protein of 355 amino acids. Gene Ontology annotation, biological process: gluconeogenesis; glucose 6-phosphate metabolic process.
UGCUUCAUGCAAGGGAUUCGGUCUUAGUGCAGUUUCUAACAAGUUAAGAUGGAUCUUCUCCACAGCCAUGGCGUGCUCAUAAUUCAGCAUUUGCAGAAGGAUUACAGGUCAUACCAGAGCUUUCUAAACUUCAUGUCACAUGUCGGAGAUCCUCGGAACAUUUUUUCAAUUUAUUUUCCUCUUUGGUUCCAGCUUAAUCAAGUGGUUGGGACAAAAAUGAUCUGGGUGGCAGUGAUCGGUGAUUGGUUUAAUCUUAUAUUUAAAUGGAUUUUGUUUGGUCAUCGUCCAUAUUGGUGGGUCCAGGAGACAAUGAUCUAUCCAAACCAAACUACCCCAUGCCUUGAGCAGUUUCCUAUAACAUGUGAAACAGGACCAGGAAGCCCCUCUGGACAUGCCAUGGGAUCAUCAUGUGUCUGGUAUGUGAUGGUGUCAGCAGCCCUGAGCUACACAGUGAGGCAGAAAGGGAAAUCAACCAUUAAUCUGCACAGACUCACCUGGUCUUUCCUGUGGAGCAUGUUCUGGAUUAUUCAGAUCAGUGUGUGUGUCUCAAGAGUCUUCAUAGCAACACAUUUCCCUCACCAAGUCAUCCUUGGAGUGAUUGCUGGCAUGCUUGUUGCUGAAGCGUUUGAACAUGCCCCAGCCAUCCAAACAGCAAGUUUAAAAACAUAUAUCCAGACAAACGUGUUCCUCUUUGCUUCUGCUCUCGGCUUAUACUUGGUUCUGAAGCUUAUCGAUAUUGAUCUUUUGUGGUCUAUUCCGAAGGCAAAGAAGUGGUGUGCCAACCCAGAGUGGAUCAAUAUUGACACGACUCCAUUUGCCGGACUGGUGAGGAACUUAGGUGCCCUGUUUGGGCUAGGCCUCAGCAUUAACUCUGAGAUGUUUAUCUUGGGCUGUAAAGGUAAACAUGGCUAUAAACUGAGUUUCAGGAUGUCAUGCAUAGCUACAUCCUUAGCCACGCUGCAGCUCUAUGAUUUUAUCAAGAUACCCACCCACACUGAGUAUCUGUUUUACAUCCUUUCUUUCUGUAAAAGUGCAGCCAUACCGCUUACGGUAGUGGCCUUUGUUCCGUAUUGCAUAUACUUGCUCAUGAAGCCAACAGAAAAGAAGUUUCGGUAGACAUUAAUGGUUGGUUUGCCUUGGAAGAUCCUGGAACGUCUUAAGAUGCCAAGGAUGCUCUGUGGCCGAAGACUCAAAACAGUUAUUUCACUUUCUCUCACUCUCCAUUCCGAACAAUGGUGGGUAUAUUUCGGAUAUGUAAAAUCGAAAAGACGCUUACACCCAGGACUGAGAUUCUCGUACCAGAAAUAAUGAUCGGUUAAGACCCAAAUACUGACAAUUAGAAUGUUAUAACAUGGCUGCCUGAGCUUCCAACAGUUAGAAAAGUUUGUAUAUAUGUAUGUACUAGUAGUCAAAGCAUGCUGGAUUUUUUUCUGCCCUGAAACUGAAAAGUGCUUCGCCUACCUGCUCCUCUGUCUCAGCCCAGGAGAUGUAUAGUUUUACUCAGCACUGCAUUUUAUGUAUUUGUGUGGGCAUGUGUACAUUUGUAUAAAAAGGUAAAGGGACCCCUGACCAUUGGGUCCAAUCGUGGCCGACUCUGGGGUUGCGGCGCUCAUCUCGCUUUAUUGGCCAGUACAUUUGUAUAGUUACUAGUAAAUUAAACUUGCAUUCUGCAAGCACCUACCUAUGUUUCUGGUGAGCUCACACUUCCCUCACAUCCAAGCCUUAAGCAACUCUGUGACCCAUGUGUGACUUACUUUGCUCUCUGCGGAAAUGCUGACAUCUAUUCUGAGGUAAAUGUCAUGACCCAAGUUAUUACUGUUAAGAUCCAAUAUAUUCAUUUUGUCAGACUUUUCUAUUAAUCAGUGUUUUGUGGACUGUAUAUGUGCCAAAUUUCAGUUUGCUAGGUGACCCAUAAUUUCCACCACCUUUUGGGAGUAUAUAUUUUUUGUCUUGUAUCUUCCCAUCCCAUUUAGUAAGACACAGAGGCUACAACCCUAUACUCACUUAGCUGGGACUUAAGAGUCAGUGAACUCAAUGGGAUUUCAAGUAGAAAUGUAUAGGAUUUGCACUGUUACUCUCUGCCUUUCAGAGCCUUUCAGUUUUUUUCAGGUAACUGUGGAGUGUUUUGGAUAAUGAAUGUGCAAAAUUUCAGCUUUCUGGGAAGCCUGGAAGAUGCUCAACCAUUGGAGGGUGUUCUUUGAAUACUCUGUUUUGUGGGAGCUGUGUACAAAUGUCCCAUUUUUAACUUUGUGUAGUAACUGGGGUGCUUUGGACUGUACAUGUACCAAAUGUCAAGGCUCUACAAUAUUGGGGCUCAUUUAUUCAGUGUAAAGAGAGAAAACAAGUGAUUAAUAUUUACUAAAAUUAUGCUGUUAUAUGAUAUAACUUAUCUGGAUCAUAUAAUAAUUUG